Panicum virgatum (switchgrass) is the source of this 636-nucleotide messenger RNA. Its product is annotated as translation initiation factor IF-2-like. The coding region runs from base 1 to 636 and encodes 211 amino acids. The transcript is spliced from 2 exons. NCBI's taxonomy places the organism in Eukaryota, Viridiplantae, Streptophyta, Magnoliopsida, Poales, Poaceae. The record is from RefSeq and is a predicted model, not a curated record.
AUGGCCGUCGCAUCAUUCGAGUUUGACUGUUCCCAUGUUCAGGAUCUCCAUACAGGGCUUCUGAUCCUCCUCAUCUCUUUCACCUCUUUCUCAAUCCGCCACGCUGCUCCUACCGCCGGCAACCACUCCCGCCCCGACGUCCAGAGCGGCGCCGCCCCAUCACCUGCCCUACAGCCACGCCGCCGCCGAGCAGCCACCGCGGGAGGCUGGGGCCAGGGCCCUGCCUGCGCCCAGCCUGCUGCCGGCGAGCAUCCGCAGCCGACCGGCCUCCCGCGCGCCGCGCCGCUCUGCCAUGGACGCGCGCCGGAGGAGGAGGGCAACACGCCGCGCGUCGUGUGGCCUCCGCCCGCCGCAGCUGCCCCACCGCCAAGCAGCCGAGCUCGCGCAGGCCCGCCCGCACUCACGCGCGCCGAGCUCCGGUCACCGGCGGAGGGAGCAGAGAGGUGGCGCCUCCGGAUCCGGCCGCCUGCCAUGGAAGGAAAGGAGGAGGGGCCGGCCGCGCGCCACUCCAGAUCCGGCGUCGGCGAGGGUGGGCGGAGAGGGAGGGAGGGGGCUGAGGGAGGGAGGGGGCAGAGGGUCGGCGGCGCCCCGAUCCAGUCGCCGGCGAGGGAGGGGGAGGACCGGCCCCGGCGAUGA